UGUGAUAUAAAGUAUGUAGAUUAGUUUUAUUUGUCUGGAUCCGAUAUAUUUUGUUAUCCGGGGUGAAGGAGAUGCUGCUGCCGAUGACAUGCCUGAGCUGUCAGAGAGCGAGGGAGAGGAUCUUUGGGAGGACGAGGAAAAUGAACAAGAAGAACAGAAAGUAUGCUGCUUAUUUUGUGACAGGUUGUUGAUUUCCAUUCCAGAUGCCUUUUCCCACUUUAAUUCUGAACAUGGUGUCGACAUUGGCACUGUGGUCCGUAAACAUCGACUUGAUGACUUUGGCUACAUUAAACUUAUCAACUUCAUUAGAACCACAAAAUGCAGUGCUGAGACUCUGUUGUCAAUGUCAAGCCCAGUUCUAUGGGAGAAUGACGAAUACAUGAGACCAUCUUCACACGAUGACCCACUGCUUCAGUUUGACGUCGAGGAGCUGUGGGAUUCACAGUCACGGGAAGACCAGGCUUGUGAUCAGUCAGGUAAUGGAAGCCCGGCACAGGCAGCUCUGCUACAGAGGGUACAGAACGCUGAAGACAAAGCGCAGAAGGCUGAGGAAGCUCUUGCCAGAGCUUUGGAAGAUCUGCACAAAAUAAAACAAUUUGCCCAGAAUCUGGUGAUGAACGCAGAUGUGGGGACGGGUGCUUCAGCUGGCGGUGCUGUAGCAGGGCUGCGAGCCGAUGAGGACGAUGUUUACUUUAGCUCGUACGGGCACUACGGAAUCCACGAGGAAAUGCUGAAGGACAAAGUUCGGACAGAGAGCUACAGGGAUUUCAUGUACCUCAAUCCAGAUGUCUUCAAGGACAAGAUAGUUCUGGAUGUGGGCUGUGGAACUGGAAUUCUCUCAAUGUUUGCUGCCAAAGCUGGAGCCAAAAAGGUCAUUGGAGUUGACCAGUCUGAGAUCAUCUAUCAAGCCAUGGACAUCGUAAGAUCAAAUAAUCUUGAUGGCACAAUUACAUUAAUCAAAGGAAGGAUUGAAGAAGUGGACCUCCCAGUUGAAAAAGUGGACAUCAUAAUUUCAGAGUGGAUGGGUUACUUUCUUCUCUUCGAAUCCAUGCUGGACUCUGUUCUGUAUGCGAGGGACAAGUACUUGGCAGAUGGUGGAUCAGUGUAUCCUGAUCUGUGUAACAUCAGCCUGGCAGCUGUGGGUGAUACACCGAAGCAUGAUUGCCGGGUAGCAUUCUGGGACGAUGUGUAUGGUUUCCAGAUGUCCUGCAUGAAGAAAGUAGUGGUUCCUGAGGCUAUUGUAGAGGUGUUGAAACCUGAGAGACUAAUCUCAGAGCCCUGUGUAAUCCAGAAUUUUAAUUGUAAUGCAGCACUGAUUUCUGAGCUGGAGUUUUCUGCGGAUUUCUGUUUAAAGAUAACUGACAGUACUCUGUGCACGGCAAUCGUUGGAUAUUUUGACAUAUUCUUUAACAAAAACUGCAACAACAAGGUCAUGUUCUCAACAGGGCCCCAAAGCACCAAGACUCAUUGGAAGCAAACUGUGUUUCUCCUGGAACACCCCAUUCCAGUGAAAUCAGACGGGACCUUGCAGGGGAAGAUAAAUGUUUGCAAGAAUAGGAAAGAUCCCCGCUCUCUCAUCAUCACCAUCUCCAUGAACAACACCAAGCAGACUUACAGUCUACAGUAGAAGCUUUCUGCUUUCUACACAGUUUCUGUUUGUUUGUUUUAAUACCUGUGUAACUGGGAAAAUAAAAAUCUGCUAAACCCUU
This is a messenger RNA of Polyodon spathula (Mississippi paddlefish), 1709 nucleotides long. RefSeq names its product protein arginine N-methyltransferase 3-like. Gene Ontology annotation, molecular function: protein-arginine N-methyltransferase activity. The record is from RefSeq and is a predicted model, not a curated record. The transcript has 16 exons. Gene Ontology annotation, biological process: peptidyl-arginine methylation. Bases 89 to 1627 code for a protein of 512 amino acids. Lineage: Eukaryota; Metazoa; Chordata; Actinopteri; Acipenseriformes; Polyodontidae. Gene Ontology annotation, cellular component: nucleus.